Molecule: messenger RNA, 2564 nt
Organism: Pararge aegeria (speckled wood butterfly)
Lineage: Eukaryota; Metazoa; Arthropoda; Insecta; Lepidoptera; Nymphalidae
Gene: barr
Product: condensin complex subunit 2
Exons: 12
Coding region: 158-2248 (696 amino acids)
Biological process (GO): mitotic chromosome condensation
Cellular component (GO): condensin complex
Molecular function (GO): chromatin binding
Source: RefSeq, a predicted model, not a curated record
UUUGUAAUCACAGAGCAGUAAAUAAAUAUUUGUAAUUUUGUUUUGUACUAACUACUAUCCAAACGUUAGACAAUUUUAAAAAAUUGGUAAUUCUCUCCUUUGAAACGCUGAUUAAAGUAACCAAUACAAUUAAAAAGUGCUACAUUUUAUAUGUGCAAUGAUGGGGGAAAAUCUUAUAACAUCAACACCGAAUACUUUGCCAAGAUUAAGUAUUGGCGGGAGCAGUGCCAUCCGAAGGCGAAGUUUGAUACCCAGAGUUGCUAAUAUUAGAAAUGAGCAGUGCAAUGAUGAUGAUGCAGAACGUUCUUUGCUAUUGGCCUCUGAGCGUGCCGUUGCGAGCUCCACACCAGUCAGCAGCUCUCCACGCAGAGGAAGAGACACUAUGUCGUCAUCCCCACAAAAGGAGCAUUACCAGGGCUGCUUAAAGCUUUAUGCUGAAAAUAAAAUCACCAAGGACAAUGCAUGGAAUCUACAGCUCAUAGACUUUAUGACGUCUAUGCUGCGAAGACAUGACGCGCGCAUGGAGAAUUUCCAGACAGCAUCCACAGUCUUGGAUGCAACUGCACGCAUAUACUCCUUCAGGGUAGAUGCUGUGCAUUGGGAUGUGUUGAAAAUGGCUGGUGGACUGAGCAAAGCAGCACAGACAAAAAGAGGCAAAAAAGAUGACGACAAUGUACAAGACGAGGCUCCCGCGGAAGGAGAGGCUGCAGUUACAAAGAAAAAAAAGAAAAGAUCUAAAGGAGCGAUAGCCUCAAAUCCAGAAGUGUUAAACGGAGAUUUCGAUGCUAAUGACUGUGUCGAUCCAUUCUUCGAAAGGGUAGCGGCGACGGCGGGCGAUAUAACAUCGUCUAACAGAGCUUUCAAUGCGACUUUGCCUAUACAUGACAAGACAUUCGCAUUGAUUUUAAGGACAGAUGAUCAAUUCCUUGAACCCAUCAAAGAAAAUAUUCCAGAAGGUUUAUCGUUAAACGAACGUAUAACCAUACCAAUCAAGUUGCUGCCAGCUUUCAAUGCCAGUGAUCAGAUUUGCGAGCCUUUCGCCGGAUUCUCGAUAAGCAACUGGGAUCCCGAGACUGAGGACACCAAUCGCAUAACAAACUGGGUAGAAGAAAACAACAGACUGAACUUAUCUCAACAGGCGCUCGCUUUCGACGCAAUCGCCGACGUUGAACCAAUCCCACAAGAUGAGGCGCACAACGAUUUAUACGAUGAUGAGCCACUGGGUGGCAUCGAGAGCGAGGAGGAAGCCGACGUGGCCUUGGCGGCUUGCGUGGCUCGGUUGCCAGCGACGCAACUGGCUCGACUCACCGACAUGCGGCCAAGCGCGCCGGGGCAUUCCCGGCUCGAGUACAGCUACUGCGCGGCCAUAGUCACCGCGUGGGCCGGCCCUUCGCACUGGCGGCUCAAGAACAACCGAGCUUCCAAGAUGACAGAACGGACACAAUCAACGGCUGCAGGCCGUUUGACAGUGGACGGCAAGAAACCAGCCCGGACGAAAAAGCAGCUAGACUUCAUGGGCGCGGGCUUAGCCUUCGACGCGCGCUCUAACAACGUUCCGGACUACGAGCCCGCCCAGCCCGCCAAGAUCAUGAUCAGCAGGAAGACCCUCGCCACGGGGCAUACUUGGAACGAAGCCAACUACAAAACCCCAAUAGACAGAGGUCUCGACGAGUCACACUUCAGGAAACUGUUCCUGCGCCGUAACGUGGUGAUGAGCCGCGAGCGCGACGAACAGCCCACCAAGAACACAGAGCCCCUCACCGUUGAGGAGAGCAAGGAGUACGACUAUAACAAUGAGAACGACGCGUCGUAUUGCCCUAACCACGUAUCGGACGCUGAUGAUUGGUGUAACGAAGAAGGGCUAGCGGCAGGCGAGUUACACGACCAAGCAAAAUCAGCGGAGCUGGAAGAGAUCGGCGACAUGUUGGAACCUCCCACUAAGGUUGCAAAAAUAUUUAUACCAUACGCAAUGCGAGCGAAAAAAGUGGACAUGAAACUAUUGAAACAUUGUACUUGGAGAAUGCUCACAGAGAAAACUGCGGAUGGUCAUAAGGAAGAUGUAGCGCCAACUACGUUUUCCGCUAUCUAUUCUCGAUUGCCGGAAAAAUUAUCGACAAAUAUGAGAGAAUCUCUCAGUGUGCCAUUAGCUCUUUUAUCUGUUCUCCAUCUGGCCAAUGAAAAAGGUCUCAUUCUAGAAAAAAGAGAUGACCUCAAGGACUUCGAUGUCGUCGGUUUAAUUAAAACUUAGGUGUAAUGUUUAUUUACAAUACUCAGCCCCCAGCGACUUCAUCAGCGUAUCUUUUAAGGUUGAUUACCCUAAAAGAUACGCGCACUUUUUUUUUUUUAAUUUAAAGAAGAAUAAUUCCGUAAUACAUCAUUUUGGCGAUACUUUAACCGUUUAUGUGUCGCACCCAUCGGAAGCUCUCAAAAGGAAUAAUUUAUCCCGUUUUUGAAGAGCCGAUAUUAAUGAUCUGCGAUUGGUGAAGCCUUUCCCUACAAAUGGACGACUAUAUCCAACACAAAAAUAUUUUUACCAGUUCGAACCAGUAAUUCCUGAGAUUAAG